Messenger RNA from Rattus norvegicus (Norway rat), 4174 nucleotides. It is a transcript of the gene Has2, whose product is annotated as hyaluronan synthase 2. Gene Ontology annotation, biological process: cellular response to platelet-derived growth factor stimulus; atrioventricular canal development; cellular response to tumor necrosis factor. Gene Ontology annotation, cellular component: plasma membrane; cytoplasmic vesicle; lysosome. The coding region runs from base 508 to 2166 and encodes 552 amino acids. The record is from RefSeq and is marked provisional. Lineage: Eukaryota; Metazoa; Chordata; Mammalia; Rodentia; Muridae. The transcript is spliced from 4 exons. Gene Ontology annotation, molecular function: identical protein binding; hyaluronan synthase activity.
CAGCGAAGAAGGAGAAGUCAAGGCGUCUGGAAAGAAUUACCCAGUCCUGGCUCUGAGCAGCCCAUUGAACCGGGGACUUGAACCAGCCAAAGACCUCCAUUCCGCUCUUGCUAGGCUCUGCUGAGUCUUCACCGGACUUUUAGGUUGAUGUGGAAAAAGGAGACUUUGCCUUGUCGGAGGGAAGGGGAUUGGAGCAAAUAGCAAAACAGGGGAAAAUUUAAUUUAUUUUUAAAGCACAUUUAACAAAAAAAUUUAGAAGACUUAAAUGCAACGGAAAUAAUAAAAGAGCAUAUUAAUGCAUUUUCUUCUCAAAGAGGGGAGAACCAAACAUUUAAGGCUCCCCCCAUUUUUUUUUUAAAUGUUGUUUUUAAAUUUCUUAUUUUUUUUGGCCGGUCGUCUCAAAUUCAUCUGAUUUCUUAUUACCUCAAUUUUGGAAACUUCCUUCCACGACCCUCCGGGACCACACAGACAGGCGGAGGACGAGUCUAUGAGCAGGAGCUGAACAAGAUGCAUUGUGAGAGGUUUCUAUGUGUCCUGAGAAUAAUCGGAACCACACUGUUUGGAGUGUCUCUCCUCCUCGGAAUCACAGCUGCUUAUAUUGUUGGCUACCAGUUUAUCCAAACAGAUAAUUACUAUUUCUCCUUUGGGCUGUAUGGUGCCUUUUUAGCCUCACACCUCAUCAUCCAAAGCCUCUUUGCCUUUUUGGAACACCGGAAAAUGAAAAAGUCCCUUGAAACCCCCAUUAAAUUGAACAAAACUGUAGCUCUCUGCAUUGCUGCGUAUCAAGAAGACCCUGACUACUUACGGAAAUGUUUGCAAUCUGUGAAAAGGCUGACCUACCCUGGGAUCAAAGUCGUGAUGGUCAUAGAUGGAAAUUCAGAUGACGACCUUUACAUGAUGGACAUCUUCAGUGAAGUCAUGGGCAGGGACAAAUCAGUCACUUACAUCUGGAAGAACAACUUCCAUGAAAGGGGACCUGGUGAGACAGAAGAGUCCCAUAAAGAAAGUUCGCAACAUGUAACCCAAUUGGUCUUGUCUAACAAGAGUAUUUGCAUCAUGCAAAAAUGGGGUGGAAAGAGAGAAGUCAUGUACACCGCCUUCAGAGCACUGGGCAGAAGCGUGGAUUAUGUACAGGUGUGUGACUCAGACACCAUGCUUGACCCUGCCUCGUCUGUGGAGAUGGUGAAGGUCUUAGAAGAAGACCCGAUGGUUGGAGGUGUUGGGGGAGAUGUUCAGAUUUUAAACAAGUAUGAUUCUUGGAUCUCCUUCCUCAGCAGUGUGAGAUACUGGAUGGCUUUUAAUAUAGAAAGGGCCUGCCAGUCUUAUUUUGGCUGUGUCCAGUGCAUAAGCGGUCCUCUGGGAAUGUACAGAAACUCCUUGUUGCAUGAGUUUGUGGAAGACUGGUACAAUCAGGAAUUCAUGGGUAACCAAUGCAGUUUCGGUGAUGAUAGGCACCUUACCAACAGGGUACUGAGUCUGGGCUAUGCAACUAAAUACACGGCUCGGUCCAAGUGCCUUACUGAAACACCCAUAGAAUAUCUGAGAUGGCUGAACCAGCAGACCCGUUGGAGCAAGUCCUACUUCCGAGAGUGGCUAUACAAUGCCAUGUGGUUUCACAAGCAUCACUUGUGGAUGACCUACGAAGCUGUUAUCACUGGAUUCUUUCCUUUCUUUCUCAUUGCCACAGUCAUCCAGCUCUUCUACAGGGGUAAAAUCUGGAACAUCCUCCUCUUCCUGUUAACUGUCCAGCUAGUGGGUCUCAUCAAGUCGUCUUUCGCCAGCUGCCUUAGAGGAAAUAUCGUCAUGGUCUUCAUGUCUCUCUACUCAGUGUUGUACAUGUCAAGUCUACUUCCUGCCAAGAUGUUUGCAAUUGCAACCAUAAACAAAGCUGGGUGGGGCACAUCUGGAAGGAAAACCAUUGUCGUUAAUUUCAUAGGACUUAUUCCAGUGUCCGUGUGGUUUACAAUCCUUCUAGGUGGUGUGAUUUUCACCAUUUAUAAGGAAUCUAAAAAGCCAUUUUCCGAAUCCAAACAGACUGUUCUCAUUGUGGGAACCUUGAUCUAUGCGUGCUACUGGGUCGUGCUUUUGACUCUGUAUGUGGUUCUCAUCAAUAAGUGUGGCAGGCGGAAGAAGGGACAACAGUACGACAUGGUGCUUGAUGUAUGAUCUCACGAUGAUGUUUUCCGUCACACCUGGAGACACACAUACAACACACAUACACACACAUACACCUUAGCUCCUCAAGGGGCUGUACAGUAUUGUGGCAUUGCACCCUGCCACCACAGGAGACAUAUCACUGCUGCUGGGACUUGAACAAAGACAUAUGAUGGGUUGAGUUUUAAUUCUGCCAAAGCAAAUUGAUACAUCAGUGAGAAGAAAGUGAGAGUGAACCCGACAGUUUUAGGACAGCGGGAUGACGUCUUUGUUUAUGCACUUUUCCCUUACUGUGCAUCCGCUUGACAGUGUUUGUUCUAUAUACCUCACUUGCCAUGCUUUAUGUGGGUGAUUAUGGAAGAAAAGGAUUCUGAAAACUCAAGGGAACACUCUUUCAACCUACACAACCUAACUUAUGGACCGUUUUGAUAGCUGAUUCUUUUCUUUCUAUUUUUGUUCUUAAGGAAAAUUAAUUGUUUGUCUUUACCAAAUGAAAUGCCAAAGGAAAAUCGAAAAGCCACUGGCUAUGCUGUGUUUUGAUAUAAUUGUACUGUGUUUUUAAAUUUUGUACCUAAUUUUUAAAAACAAAAUUUCACACCAUAGUAUAUAUUUUACUUCUGGCAAAAUACACUUGUUCUUUUAUAUACAUAUAUAUAUAAUAAAAUAGGUUCUAAAAAAAAAAUCCGUACUAUAAGAAAUUAACCUGCCCAAAAUGUGAAACGUGGUUGACUGAUGUUCGUGAAAGAAUAAAAUGUUUCUCUUUUUUCUCUACAUUUUAUAAUUGAAUAGUUAUUUCUGUGAAAAAAAUGUAAACUUUCAAUAAUCUAACAUUUUAUUUCUUUUAGAAAGGGCCAAGAUACCGGUCAACUUUUAGGUAAAAAUACAUACUCACGUGUGUACAAGAGCCAAUCAUUAAAGUUGAGGCCGAAAGGGUGGAAAAGUGCAAUUUUUGAAAACAUUUUUUUUUUCAAAAGGGAAUGCUAGUCUUCGGUAAAACAAAAAACAAAAAACAAAAAACACUGGGCUCCUUGUACUGGAUCAAUGUGAUCAUCGGUAGAGAUGGUGGCAGUAUUUGCGUAGGCCUAAAAAAAUGAAAACCUGGUGAGACUUUAUCUUUGUGAUUGGGACAGAUACAAUACAAUCCAUCAAAAGUUUUAUUCUGUGGUCUGAAUGUGGCAGACCUUAGCAUGUACACCUUAAGUGUGUUUCCCCCGUUUAGUGUCUGAAUUUGCAAAUUCACCCUGCCUGGUAGUGAUGUUUCCAGGGGUGAACUCUAACUGAUAUACAACACAAUUCAGAACUGGCACAUUUAUGGUCCCAGUGUCAUCUUUAAUUCUCAGGAAGGGUAUUUUUUCUCAAUUACACAGGCAAUCUCUUCAUCUCUUCCAUACUUGGCCUUCCUAAAACUCUCCACAAGUAGAAAUGACGUCACCAUGUAAUUAGUAUUACUAGGAACUGGUAAAUACAAGAAGUGACUGCACCAGUUCCGCUAAACUUGGCUAAUUCAGUUAGGAUGGGGCCUCAGUUGUUGAAUUUGACUUCUCACAUGAUUUGUCUUGCCUUGUGUGCAGUCCCAUUAGACAUGCGCUCAGAUCCCAAGAAUAGCUGCACAGAAGCCUUGUGGUGAAGCAGACACAGUGUCAAUCUUCUGCUGCCUCACUGCAGACUUCCGUAACACACAUGAAUGUAGCAAGACACUAAAUGUGGAAAAGCUGCACAUUCUACCUUGUGAGUACAAAGUGGUUCCUCCAAGUUCUGAAAAACUGCAACUCUCCCUGUGUGGAGAUCUAGUGAGCAACAAACACACCCUGAAAAUAAAUGAAACUAAAACUUGAGUUUGCCUUUUUAACUAUUUAUGUUCUAAGUUAAGCUUUGAUAACGUUCAAAUGUCAAAUUUUCUCAUUCUUAUAAGAAGUUGAAUUAAUUGCCUUGUAUUUAUUUUAGCAAUUAUUCAAUGUAUUUCCAUUAUAGGAUGUAUAGUAUAAUUGAUUUUUUUUGUAAAUAAAAUAUUUUUGAUAAG